This is a messenger RNA of Castor canadensis (American beaver), 342 nucleotides long. RefSeq names its product chromosome 7 C1orf210 homolog (gene C7H1orf210). NCBI's taxonomy places the organism in Eukaryota, Metazoa, Chordata, Mammalia, Rodentia, Castoridae. The record is from RefSeq and is a predicted model, not a curated record.
AUGUAUGACACAAACCAAACCCAGGUGGAGCCAUCAGAGCUCCCUACAGUAUCAGCCAUAGCUCCUGAUCCAGGCACUGGGGGCCGGGGAUGGCCUGUGCUGGUAGGGGUUGUGCUGGGGGCUGUGGUCCUCUCUCUUCUCAUCGCACUUGCUGCUAAAUUCCAUGUCUGUCGCCGAUAUCGUGCCAGUUACCAGCACCGCCCAUUACCUGAGACAAGGAAUGGGAACCGCCCAGUGGUGGGUGAAGAUGAGGAUGAUGAUGGCUUCAUCGAGGACAAUUACAUCCAGCCUGGGGCUGUCGAAGUGGAGACAGAGAGAAGCAGAGACCACUUCUCUCUCUGA